Molecule: messenger RNA, 844 nt
Organism: Rhinichthys klamathensis goyatoka
Lineage: Eukaryota; Metazoa; Chordata; Actinopteri; Cypriniformes; Leuciscidae
Product: phospholipase A2 inhibitor and Ly6/PLAUR domain-containing protein-like
Exons: 5
Coding region: 38-730 (230 amino acids)
Source: RefSeq, a predicted model, not a curated record
AAAUAGGCAUGAUGUUUCAUUCUCCUCCUGAUCAAAGAUGGAUCUGCAAAUCUCAGUUUUUCUUCUGUUCAUUCUCUUCACUGCAGGACACUCUCUCAGCUGUUAUGAGUGCUCGGGUCUGACGGGUUCUUGUGCGGAUCAGAAGUUAAAAACAUGUCCCAGUGGAUCUUCUCAGUGCUUGAGUUUAACAACAGUAGUACAAGCUGGUAAGUCCAAUAUGAUUGAAAUAUACAGUUAUUUGACUGAUGGAGAUGGUGCUAUAAUUUACUGGUGCUGCAACAAAACGGCUACUCCUUUUUCUGGUGGCAUUACUACUAAAGGGAAGGUUAAAGAUUGUGCUGUUGCCUGUCAGAGUGGGUCCAUGAAUUUUGGCAUUUCAAAGGUCUCUACUUCCUGCUGUAACACAGACCAGUGUAACACUCAAGAUGUUCCAGAUCCCCCUAACACCCCCAAUGGAAAGCAAUGUUUCUCUUGUGAUGAAAAGAGCUGCUCAAACACACUGAGCUGUUCAGGGACUGAAGAUCGCUGCUUUAAAGCAACAGGGACUUUUGGAGGCCAGUCAUUGGUUAUAAAAGGCUGUGUGUCUAAAUCUAUUUGUGACGCCUCAUCAGUUAGCAAUGUUGAGGGCGUCUCAUGUUGUGAGGGGAACCUGUGUAACGGGGCUCAGAGUGUCACCCAGAGCGUCCUGUUCCUCUGCUGUUCUCUGCUCUCCUACUUCCUGAUGCACUGAAUACAGCAGAUCUUCACAUUCUACAAUCAGACACACUGCACUGAAUAUACAACUUGUAUUUCUUUGUACUACCAUUGAUGUUCUGAUUUUUUUUUUUUUUUUGAUUGCUGUAGA